Messenger RNA from Castor canadensis (American beaver), 3450 nucleotides. It is a transcript of the gene Afg3l2, whose product is annotated as AFG3 like matrix AAA peptidase subunit 2. The record is from RefSeq and is a predicted model, not a curated record. Gene Ontology annotation, cellular component: membrane; m-AAA complex. NCBI's taxonomy places the organism in Eukaryota, Metazoa, Chordata, Mammalia, Rodentia, Castoridae. Gene Ontology annotation, molecular function: ATP hydrolysis activity; ATP binding; zinc ion binding. Gene Ontology annotation, biological process: mitochondrial protein processing.
GCACGCUGGGGCGGGGCCGGCGGCCGUAGACGCACGCGUGGGGAGUGGGGGUUUGCUGGUGAGCCCGGUCCCGCUGCGCUGCUGGCUGGUAGUUCCUCGAGAACCGAACCAGUUCCCAAGGCUGCGGGUCGCCGGCCACCCACAGCAGCAGCCGCGCCAGCCCACGCUCCGGGGCGAGCGGGCCGCGCCGCGGCCAUGGCGCACCGCUGCCUGCUGCUGUGGGGCCGGGGCGGCUGCUGGCCCCGCGGCCUCCCGCCGCUCCUCGUGCCCGGCAGCGGCGUGGGCCCCAGGGGGCGGCCCUGCCUCCGGACGCUUUAUCAAUAUGCUACAGCUCAGGCAACAACCAGCAGAAAUUCUCUUUUGACAGAUGUAAUUGCUGCUUAUCAAAGAUUCUGUUCUCGACCUCCCAAAGGAUUUGAAAAAUACUUUCCUAACGGAAAAAAUGGGAAAAAAGCUAGUGAACCUAAAGACGUUGUGGGAGAAAAAACAGAGUCAAAACCAGCUACUACCCAGCGCUCUUCUGGAGGAGCAGGUGGCGGUGGAGGAAAACGCCAAGGCAAGAAAGAUGAUUCUCACUGGUGGUCCAGGUUCCAGAAGGGUGACUUCCCAUGGGACGACAAGGAUUUUAGAUUGUACUUUCUCUGGACUGCUUUGUUUUGGGGUGGAGUCAUGUUUUACUUCCUGUUCAGGAGCUCUGGGAGAGAAAUCACAUGGAAGGACUUUGUCAAUAACUAUCUUUCUAAAGGAGUAGUGGACAGACUGGAAGUUGUCAAUAAACGUUUUGUCCGAGUGACUUUUACACCAGGAAAAACUCCGGUUGAUGGGCAAUAUGUCUGGUUUAAUAUUGGUAGUGUAGACACCUUUGAGCGGAAUCUGGAAACUUUACAGCAAGAAUUGGGCAUAGAAGGGGAAAAUCGGGUACCUGUUGUCUACAUUGCUGAAAGUGAUGGGUCCUUCCUCCUGAGCAUGUUGCCCACUGUGCUCAUCAUCGCCUUCUUACUCUACACCAUAAGAAGAGGGCCUGCUGGCAUCGGACGAACUGGCCGGGGCAUGGGUGGACUCUUCAGUGUUGGGGAAACCACAGCCAAGGUCUUAAAGGAUGAGAUAGAUGUGAAGUUCAAAGAUGUGGCAGGCUGUGAGGAGGCCAAGCUAGAAAUAAUGGAAUUCGUGAAUUUCUUGAAAAAUCCAAAGCAGUAUCAAGACCUCGGAGCAAAAAUCCCAAAGGGUGCCAUUCUCACUGGUCCUCCAGGUACUGGGAAGACAUUGCUAGCUAAAGCCACAGCUGGAGAAGCCAACGUCCCCUUCAUCACUGUUAGUGGGUCUGAAUUUUUGGAGAUGUUUGUUGGUGUGGGUCCAGCGAGAGUCCGAGACCUGUUUGCCCUUGCUCGGAAGAAUGCCCCAUGCAUUCUCUUCAUUGAUGAGAUUGACGCCGUGGGAAGGAAGAGAGGGCGAGGCAACUUUGGAGGGCAGAGUGAGCAGGAGAACACACUGAACCAGCUGCUUGUAGAGAUGGAUGGUUUUAACACAACAACAAAUGUGGUCAUUUUGGCGGGCACCAAUCGGCCAGAUAUCCUAGAUCCAGCACUGAUGAGGCCUGGCCGCUUCGACAGACAGAUCUUUAUUGGACCACCAGACAUAAAAGGGAGAGCCUCUAUUUUUAAAGUUCACCUUCGACCACUGAAACUGGACAGUGCCUUGGAAAAGGAGAAACUGGCCAGAAAACUGGCAUCCUUAACCCCAGGGUUUUCAGGAGCUGAUGUUGCCAAUGUCUGUAAUGAAGCUGCUUUGAUUGCUGCAAGACACCUUUCAGAUUCCAUAAAUGAGAAGCACUUUGAACAAGCAAUUGAACGAGUGAUUGGUGGCUUGGAGAAAAAAACCCAGGUGCUGCAGCCCGAAGAGAAAAGGACUGUGGCAUACCAUGAAGCAGGUCAUGCCGUUGCCGGCUGGUAUCUGGAACAUGCAGACCCUCUCUUAAAGGUAUCCAUCAUCCCACGUGGCAAAGGAUUGGGUUAUGCUCAAUAUUUACCAAAAGAACAGUACCUGUAUACCAAGGAGCAGCUCCUGGACAGGAUGUGCAUGACUCUAGGUGGCCGGGUCUCUGAAGAGAUCUUCUUUGGAAGAAUUACAACUGGUGCUCAGGACGACCUCAGGAAAGUCACUCAAAGUGCAUAUGCCCAGAUUGUUCAGUUCGGCAUGAAUGAAAAGGUUGGGCAAAUCUCCUUCGACCUCCCACGCCAGGGGGACAUGGUAUUAGAGAAGCCUUACAGCGAGGCCACUGCACGGCUGAUCGAUGAUGAAGUGCGAAUACUUAUCAAUGAUGCGUAUAUGAGAACCGUAGCCCUUCUCACAGAAAAGAAAGCUGACGUGGAGAAGGUGGCUCUUCUAUUGUUAGAAAAAGAAGUAUUAGAUAAGAAUGAUAUGGUAGAACUUCUGGGCCCCAGACCAUUUGCAGAAAAAUCUACCUAUGAAGAAUUCGUGGAAGGCACUGGCAGCUUGGAUGAGGACACCUCGCUUCCAGAAGGCCUGAAGGACUGGAACAAAGAGCGGGAAAAGGAGAAAGAGGAGUCACCAGGCGAGAAAGUUGCCACCCACAUCCAAGGAUGGAGGCCAUUUUAGUUUGUCUUCCUGUGGUUCUGAUUUGCACAUUGGUUCAGCUUUGGCUUUCUGAAGAAUGACAGCCCUGCUAAGUGGAUUAAGUCAGCUGCUAACACAGCCAGACUGUGAAACAAGGCCUCUGCUUGGCCUCAGAUGUCGGCAAGGUUGGCAGGCAGCUACCCAGGACCCCAAAGGAGACUCCCACCACCCCUGGUCCUGGAAGACAGUGGCUGGUCCAACCAGCACUACCCUCCAAGGCCCAUCCCUGGACACCAGCUGGGAACUUGGUGGGGAUGGUUCUUCUGUGGAGUCAUGAAGAUGUGAAGGAAGGGUAUUUUUCUCUUUUCAUCACCCACUCUUCAUUCCUACUUUUCUUCAGUUUUUGUCUGCAGAUGGGCUGUGAAAUUCGAUUGGAGAUCUGAUAAUAUUUUGAUCCAACCUAAUAUUUUAAAGAUUGAACCCAGAUCACUUGUUGCUGUUUUAAUGGAAUAGUUUUCUACAGAGAACUGUAACAUACUUAAAAAUAUGAAUGUAUUGUGUAAAUAUGGCUUCUUUACAUCAAAAAUAAAAGGUAAGCAGUGUACUUUUUUUCCUGAACACAAGGGUCACUUCAUGCUCUGUUUACUUUUAGAAAACAUGACAAAUUGUUAUUUCUUUUUGGAGGGUACUUCUUGAAAAUCUCAGUCCUGCAGGUUCUUAUCAGCUGUCAGAGUUAGAACGAUCUAGAUUUGUAUGUCCUGGAAUGGAGCGUGUUGGCUCCAGUCAGUCACAGAGAGAAUCUGUGAUUGUCACAUCAGUUAGGUCCUUAGUGAGCUUACCAAGGGAGGUCACAACAUCUGGAUCUGGAGAUUGGUG